AUGCGCAGCCUCUCGCUAGCCGCAGGGCUGCUCACCGUAGCCCUUGCUGCGGGAACAGCAGUCGCAUAUCAAGAUCAACAAGCGUUCAGUCUACCACAACAGGACAACGCCGAGCGUAUUACCUUUGCAUCCUCUUCGCACACGGCCAACUUCAAAGGGCAGAAGGUGGUCAGAUUCAGCACGAGCAGUGAGAGUCAACACAAGCAACUCAUCCAACAAGCUCACAGUCUCGGGCUGGAUGUGUGGGGUGCACAACUGGGAGCUGCUUGCGGAACCGACGUCUUGGGAUGCGUCGAUAUUCGAUUGGCGAGCGACACCCACAAUGAGGAUCCGCAGCGCCUGUCUGCAUCCUCAUCAGAAGAGAUCCUUGCCGGUCUCAUGCAGCCUUUUGCAGAGCAGCAUCAUUCACCGCGGACGACGACGUUGAUCGAAGACCUCGACCAGCUUGUCUCGGAGCAACGGUCACAGCGUCAAUCUGGAAACCAAGUGACAGCCAUGAGGCGGAGUCAAGCAUGGCACCACGAGUACCACUCCUUCGACGAGAUCGUCGAGUACAUGCGCAUGCUCCAGCAGAGCUACCCUUCGCACGCCAAAGUCAUCGAGAUUGGCAAGACGCACGAAGGACGGCCCAUCCUCGCGCUGCAAAUCUCGAACGGGUUGGAUGCUCCCGCGCCACCAUCUCCGCCUUCGGACCCAGAACCGGAGCCGCAACCCGACCCACCGUCCAACAUCUCUUCCACGGAUCAGAAGCUCGGCAUCGUCAUCACAGGUGGUCAGCACGCUCGCGAAUGGAUCUCCACCUCGUCCUCUCUCUUCUUCGCCUCCGACCUCCUUCGUGCUGCUCUCGGCGCCCCCUCCUCGCCCAAUACCACCUUCUCCCCCGACAACCUCUCAGCGCUGAAGAAGAAAAAGGGCAAGAAGGGGCGCAAACCGCGUCGCAUCCCUCCCACAUGGACCCGCUCCUCGGCCCGCACCAUCCUCAGCACCUUCACCAUCACCGUCAUCCCCGUCACCAACCCGGACGGCUACGUCUACUCGUGGGAUCACAACCGCAUGUGGCGCAAGAAUCGACAGCCCAACAAGUUCCCCGGUGGAAUUUUCUGCAAGGGGGUGGAUCUGAAUCGCAACUAUGGCUACGAGUUUGCGUCUGGUGGGUCGGCGUGUUCCGAGAUGUUUGCGGGAACCGAGGCGUUCAGUGCGGAAGAGACCAAGGCGGUGGCGACGUUUUUGGGGGAUGAAGCGAACAAUGUUCGGGGGUAUGUGGAUUUGCAUAGUUAUGGACAGUUGAUGAUGUACCCGUACAGUUGGAGUUGUGACGAGGCGGUGGCGGACGAGGAGGAUCUGUUGGAGCUCAGCUUGGGUGCAGUCUCCGCGCUCAAGCGGGUCCACGGGAGAGCGUUCAACGUGGGCAAGAUCUGCCAGGUUUAUGCGACAGGUGGUGGCAACGCCGUCGAUUGGAGCUACGCUAGCGAAACAGCCGUCGAUGGGUCGGGAAAGAGCAAGAUCAAGUGGAGCUACAGUGUGGAGCUGCGCGACGGGGGAACGUAUGGAUUCCUGUUGCCAAAGGAACAGAUCGUACCUGCCAGCGAGGAGGUCGCUGCUAGUUUGGCGUAUGUGUUGGAGUUCAUUAGGAAGAAGGAUUCCCGUUUGAGGGUCGGGUAG
Kalmanozyma brasiliensis GHG001 is the source of this 1662-nucleotide messenger RNA. RefSeq names its product Peptidase M14, carboxypeptidase A. The coding region runs from base 1 to 1662 and encodes 553 amino acids. The transcript has a single exon. Gene Ontology annotation, molecular function: zinc ion binding; metallocarboxypeptidase activity. Lineage: Eukaryota; Fungi; Basidiomycota; Ustilaginomycetes; Ustilaginales. The record is from RefSeq and is a predicted model, not a curated record. Gene Ontology annotation, biological process: proteolysis.